GAAGAAGUUUUCUCGUGAGGUGUCGCAAUGCAAUUCCCGGUGGGUAAAAAGGUAAAAAAGAGGGAAAAACAACUUGAAGAACCAGGUGUCUUCGUUACGCCCGAGUCGACAUUCAAGUCACACGAACUGAAAAAUCCACAUGGUCACCAUCACCAUUAGCAAGCACUCUGCAUGCUCCAUAACAUCGAGGACUAUUUUGUCACGUUGCGGAAGAGACGGCAUAAACUCAUGAGUUAUUUUUCACGCGUCAAUUUUUAAAACACGAUUGUGUUUGGCACGAAAGAGAAAGGGGACACUGUGUGCGAAGAUUCAUUCGCCCAAACGACAAAAGAGUUUCUUUAGGAAGACAAAUAUUGGCGAAGCGUGACGUACAGGCGACACGCGAGGCCUGCCUCAACCCCACAAUUUAAAUCCUCAAAGAAAAAUUCACAGUGAAAUUAUGUCAAGAGUCCAAAUGAAAUUCAAUCAAAUGCAGAUGAAAUGAGAAACGAGGAGUGACUGAAUAUAAACGAAUGAAUCAUGGGAAUUAGCUGAUGGUUUUGGAGAUGAAAAUAAGAAAAUAGGAGAAAGGAAGAAGGCGAGGCAGCUGAAGACGCUGUUGGUCUUGAUUGUUAGUACGAUUCUGCACUGGUGGGGGACAUUGAAGGAAGAAGAAGCGACAUCGCCGUUGGUACGACGGGAAAGCCAAAGUCGGUGAAAGCAAGUAGAGGCGUUCGAAGACACUCCACCGAUAGCCAUUCGUGACAGACGUUGUUAGCAGUCGUGCGGUAUCGUCCAUGUGACAUUACCCGAGGAUUAUCAGUAUUCAGUUGAUAACAGGGUGAUUGAAAAAUGUCUUGAAAGUAUCCACUGACCCCUUACACUGUGACAUUGGAUGAUGACUGAUGGAUUUGGGAUAACAGACUGAGUGCACCGAGUGUAAAUGAUGCUGCCUCGACUAGGCCCCAGGCUCUGCAGUGUCUCAUUGACUUGUCUCUUCAUCAUUCUCUUGAAUAGUUCAGUGAAUAUCGAGGCGAGGGAUGUGUACAGAAACAGUGAUAACAGACUCGAUAGAUUUGCCUACUCGGGAUGGAGUGCGCGGGGGAGUUUCUUUCCGAUAGAGAGACGAGGAAGUUCUGCGACAGAAGAAAUUACGGAGGCCUCUGCCGAGGCAUUCAGACCUCGAAGGCUCGAGAAGAAGGAGAUCCGCCAUGACACUAGGACAAAUCAGAAGUUAAGUCAGGGAAGUCAAACCUCCCGAAGUCACAGGAGGAGUCAGGAGAUGCAAAGCAAGAUGAUGGACGGAGAGCUGACGGGCAGUGAACUGGUGGAUCUCCAGUCAUUCGAUGUGGGGGAUGUCGAGGGUGAGAAGAGCGAAUUGCAAAAGCUUCUGGCCAAUUUGAGAGGUCAGAGUCUUGACGAGUUUGAAGAUGAGUAUGGAACCGACGAGGGAAGAGGACGAAGAGGACGAAGGAGGAAGUUAUCCAGUCAUGAGCAGGGUCUCCUACUCGUUGAAACACUCAGGAAGAAACGUAAUUAUACUGGGAUUGAGGACCACCGGGGCCAUGCAACGCAUCUUCAUAGCGGGAUCAUGGAUAUGCUCGGCAGAAUGAUCCCACAGACGUGCAAGUAUAAGGGAACUAGAUUUGAGUGUGGCCUGAGCAUCAGCUGUGUGCUAGGGGGCGGAAGACCUGUGGAUUUAUGCUCCGGGGGUCUCAUCUGGAGCUGCUGCGUUGAUGAUGAUGACAUUCCGGAGAAGGAACCCGCGAGGCCUAGUGGAGUCGCACUUUUGCAAAAUGCCACAUUCUUGAGCCUGUCGAAUCGCCCUUACGUGGACGACGAUAUCCGGAUCUACGGUAACCAGGGACGGCCCCAACGGCCAAAUUACCAUCAACAUCAUGACACAGCCAUUAACGAGGAUCCAGGAAUUUACGAGCCAACGUAUUCCGCUUGGGAGCAGGAGCGCCCAAACGAGGUGUCGUCAUAUGACAAUCCAUACCUGAAUCGUCCAGAGGCCAGUCACCCCAACAACUACUAUCCAGAUGAUGACUACGAGAUUAAUCGACCCUCACAUCAUGGCUGUGGUGAACUGUACACCAGGAGCAAUAGGAUCGUAGGGGGACACAGCUCGAGCUUCGGCAGUCAUCCGUGGCAGGCGGCGAUAAUCAAGAGCGGAUUUUUGUCAAAGAAAUUGUCCUGUGGAGGAGCCUUGCUCAAUAAUCGAUGGGUCGUGACCGCUGCACAUUGUGUCGCAACGACCCCGAACAAUAAUCUAAAAGUACGAUUGGGCGAGUGGGAUGUGCGGGACGCAGCCGAGAAGUAUCUUCACGAAGAAUACAACAUUGAACGCAAAGAGGUGCAUCCGCAGUACUCACCGACAGACUUCCGGAAUGACGUUGCGUUGGUCAAACUAUCGAGAGCAGUGGCUUUCAAGCAACACAUUGUACCAGUAUGCCUUCCAGCGAGGAAUUUGAAGAUCCAGGGGAGGACGGCUACUGUUGCUGGAUGGGGGAGAACGAGACAUGGGCAGAGCUCCGCACCAACAGUUCUGCAAGAAGUUGAUGUUGAGGUGAUACCUAACGAAAGAUGUCAGAGGUGGUUUAGAGCAGCAGGAAGAAGGGAAACGAUUCACGACGUUUUCCUCUGUGCUGGAUACAAAGAAGGAGGGAGAGAUUCCUGUCAAGGAGACUCUGGUGGACCCCUCACAAUGGCAGUAGAAGGUAGACACGUUCUAAUCGGCCUAGUGUCAUGGGGCAUUGGUUGUGGACGCGAACACCUACCUGGUGUUUACACGAAUAUUCAAAAAUUCGUACCAUGGAUAGACAAAGUCAUGAGCUGAAACCCUUUCCCUCUUAUUUAUUCCCUGAAAUCGCCAGCCAACUUACCAAAGUCUAUUCACCACUGAGACUUCUCAAUCCACUCUUUGUGUAGAUAUAUUUAUACUUGUAUAGUUAUCCGUACUGUUAAAUAGUCAUAAUAAUGAUAUUAAGAAAAUUCAUAUUUUAUUUACGUGAAAGUAUCAAUAAACUAAUGGACCACAA
Messenger RNA from Diachasmimorpha longicaudata, 3020 nucleotides. Its product is annotated as serine proteinase stubble. Bases 923 to 2818 code for a protein of 631 amino acids. NCBI's taxonomy places the organism in Eukaryota, Metazoa, Arthropoda, Insecta, Hymenoptera, Braconidae. The record is from RefSeq and is a predicted model, not a curated record. Gene Ontology annotation, molecular function: serine-type endopeptidase activity. Gene Ontology annotation, biological process: proteolysis. The transcript has 9 exons.